UCCGGACACAGAACACCCAAUCAUGGAUAAAAAUGAGCUGGUGCAGAAGGCCAAACUGGCUGAGCAGGCUGAGCGAUAUGAUGAUAUGGCAGCCUGCAUGAAGUCUGUAACUGAGCAAGGAGCUGAAUUAUCCAAUGAGGAGAGGAAUCUUCUCUCAGUUGCUUAUAAAAAUGUCGUAGGAGCCCGUAGGUCAUCUUGGAGGGUCGUCUCAAGUAUUGAGCAAAAGACGGAAGGUGCUGAGAAAAAACAGCAAAUGGCUCGAGAAUACAGAGAGAAAAUUGAGACAGAGCUAAGAGAUAUCUGCAAUGAUGUACUGUCUCUUUUGGAAAAGUUCUUGAUCCCCAACGCUUCACAAGCAGAGAGCAAAGUCUUCUAUUUGAAAAUGAAAGGAGACUAUUACCGUUACUUGGCUGAGGUUGCUGCUGGUGAUGACAAAAAAGGGAUUGUGGAUCAGUCACAACAAGCAUACCAAGAAGCUUUUGAAAUCAGCAAAAAGGAAAUGCAGCCAACGCAUCCUAUCAGAUUGGGUCUGGCUCUUAACUUCUCUGUGUUCUAUUAUGAGAUUCUGAACUCCCCAGAGAAGGCCUGCUCGCUUGCAAAGACAGCUUUUGAUGAAGCCAUUGCUGAACUUGAUACGUCAAGUGAAGAGUCAUACAAAGACAGCACGCUAAUAAUGCAAUUACUGAGAGACAACUUAACAUUAUGGACCUCGGAUACCCAAGGGGAUGAAGCUGAAGCAGGAGAAGGAGGGGAAAAUUAACCGGCCUUCCAACUUUUGUCUGCUUCAUUCUAAAAUUUACACAGUAGACCAUUUGUCAUCCAUGCUGUCCCACAAAUAGUUUUUUGUUUACGAUUUAUGACAGGUUUAUGUUACUUCUAUUUGAAUUUCUAUAU
Messenger RNA from Cynocephalus volans (Philippine flying lemur), 894 nucleotides. RefSeq names its product 14-3-3 protein zeta/delta-like. The record is from RefSeq and is a predicted model, not a curated record. The transcript has a single exon. The coding region runs from base 23 to 760 and encodes 245 amino acids. Gene Ontology annotation, cellular component: cytoplasm. Gene Ontology annotation, biological process: intracellular protein localization; signal transduction. NCBI's taxonomy places the organism in Eukaryota, Metazoa, Chordata, Mammalia, Dermoptera, Cynocephalidae.